AACUUGGUCAGCGGAAUGAUGCUAUUUGUGUUUCCUGUCUUACAGUAUGGGGGAGCUCCCGGAGGGCCUGCGUUUCCCGGACAAACUCAGGAUCCGCUGUACGGUUACUUUGCGGCUGUAGCUGGACAGGAUGGGCAAAUAGAUGCUGAUGAAUUGCAGAGAUGCCUGACACAGUCGGGCAUCGCUGGAGGAUACAAACCUUUUAACCUGGAGACUUGCCGGCUUAUGGUUUCAAUGCUGGAUAGAGAUAUGUCAGGCACAAUGGGCUUCAAUGAAUUUAAAGAACUCUGGGCUGUCCUGAAUGGCUGGAGACAACACUUCAUCAGUUUUGACAGCGAUCGCAGUGGAACAGUGGAUCCCCAAGAACUGCAGAAGGCCCUGACAGCCAUGGGAUUUAGGCUGAGUCCCCAGGCUGUGAAUUCAAUUGCAAAACGAUACAGCACCAAUGGAAAGAUCACCUUCGAUGACUACAUCGCCUGCUGCGUCAAGCUUCGAGCUCUGACAGACAGCUUUCGAAGACGGGAUACUGCUCAGCAAGGUGUUGUGAAUUUCCCGUAUGAUGAUUUCAUUCAGUGCGUCAUGAGCGUUUAAAUCAUGAGGAAGCUGCAUGAACAGAAUCGACAUUCCAACUGGAGUUCUCCUUUGCUCUUUGCCUUCAGUGAUGUGUGCAAACUAACACAGCCACUUUCCUUUAACAGCCGUUGUAAAGGCUUAUUACUUUAUGUACCACUGAAGUUUUUAGUUUUGAUAAUAAAUUCUUUGGAAUGUUAUUAAUAUAAGAUCUGGUCUGUUGCACUGUGUAGAACUUUCCUGAGCUCUUGUCCAUCAUGCCUUACUUUCUUGCUAAGCCUUCUUUUAUGUAAAUUUAAGUGUGCAAAUUGUUUAAGGCACAUUAUGUAUUUUUCAUUGUAAGAUACUAAAACCUCUUCUUCAGACUACAGCUGCUGUCUUCCUCUUUUAGAAGGGCUUUUUUACUAGUCUUGAAAGCUUUAGGUGUGGUGUAUUCUUAUCAUGUAAAUGGUUUAGACUACCACUUGGAUGCAAAAAAAGAAAAAACAAAAAACCUGGUAAUCCAUUCUCCUCAGUGGAAAACUUAGCACAGGAUUUAAGGCUUACAGGUAUUUUGAUGGCUGUAUGAAUGGACAUGUUUAAAAAUCUUGAGUGGCAAAAACUGUCUGUCAGCAAAUUCCUCUUUGCCAUCAUCCGUGUAGUCCUUUGUUAACUAUACUUAAAAAUCUGGUACAUUAUGAGCUUAACUAUGUAAAAAAGAAAAUUCAUAGGAAAAGACUAAAGGAAAUAUAUGAAAAUACUAACUAUGGUUAUUUUUGGCUAGUGGGAUUCUAGGUGACUAAUUCUCUUUAUGCCUUUCAGUAUCUUCUGAGUUUUCUGUAAUGUGUGUGCUUUCCUUUUAAAAUCAGAAGAUGCUAAUUUUUAAAGUAGUGUUACAUCCACUUUGAUAUGCCAUAUGUUCACACUUACAUUAAAAAAUAUAUACAGUAAAAGGACUGGAAAGAGUAUACAUGUAUGUUGAUGUGGCUUCCAGUGGAGGUCAGGAUCAUAAGUUCAUUUUCCCUUUUCCUACUGCUCUUCCAAAUAUGCUCUGAUAAGCAAGUAUUACAUUUAUAGUGGAAGACUUUUUUUUUCUUUCCAUUUUUAAGCCACGUGCUUUUAAGUAAGAUCUGUAUUCUAAUGCUGGCUAUGCCUCUUUCUAAAUAUGUGGAUCGAUUAUUUUAGAUAAUCUCAGAGCCUCAGUUUCCCCAUCCUUGAAAAGGAGGUAAUAUUUACCCCAUAGGGUGGUUCUGAAUGAGAAAGUGUGUUGGUACAAUAAGCACCAGUAAUCUUUCUGUUUCUUAAAUUUAAAGCUAGCCUGGUUUGCUCUUUUCAGCAAGAGAGCCUAACAGAUAAAACAAUGAAAUCAGUCUAGUUUCUCCCUCCCAGGAGGACACCUGUCUUAUGUUAGGGCACAGUGGGAGAGUUAUCAGAUGAUCAUUAGUUGUCAAUGAAAAAUAAAACGUUUUCUAAGCA
Messenger RNA from Vicugna pacos (alpaca), 2025 nucleotides. Lineage: Eukaryota; Metazoa; Chordata; Mammalia; Artiodactyla; Camelidae. The record is from RefSeq and is a predicted model, not a curated record.